Messenger RNA from Procambarus clarkii (red swamp crayfish), 6754 nucleotides. RefSeq names its product ribonuclease 3 drosha (gene drosha). Gene Ontology annotation, cellular component: nucleus; microprocessor complex. Gene Ontology annotation, biological process: primary miRNA processing; pre-miRNA processing; rRNA processing. NCBI's taxonomy places the organism in Eukaryota, Metazoa, Arthropoda, Malacostraca, Decapoda, Cambaridae. The record is from RefSeq and is a predicted model, not a curated record. Gene Ontology annotation, molecular function: ribonuclease III activity; RNA binding.
AUAUUGUUCCCUCAUAGUGGGAAUCCGGAUGGCCAGGAUACAUGCGUCUAGGUGACCGUCGCCCUUCAACUAACAACAACACAAGGUGUAUGUGUGUGUGUGGGUGCUACUCUGCCUCUCGCCCUCCUCCUUACAGAUGACAUCAUGAGUUCUGGAUCAUCUUGGUCAGGACCUGGGGGUCUUAAUGGUCCACAAUGGCCAUAUUCAGGACCUGGAAAUUGUCCAUCUCCACAGUGGGAAAUGUCAGCAUCAUCUGGAUGCCCACCAUAUCAUUUUAACCAGGCACCACCACCUGUUAUGAAUGCUCCACAUCAGAGUUGGACUUGCACACAAGGCCCUACCCAGUCAAUUGUCCCUUCACAAGUAUUACCAGAAGCUCCACUUCCAGACCCCUUCAAUUUUCAUCCAGCAAAUCUGCCCCAUAACCAGUAUCCUCCUCCUCAGCAUGGUCCUCCUCAGCAUGGUCCUCCUCAGUGUCCACCUCCUAAUUCUCAUUUUACAGUUCCACCAAGACCAUUCAUAGGACCAAAUGGGCCACCCCCUAUUGCAUCCAGUGGACCUAUAGGACCACCACCUGUUCUUCCAUUUCCACCACCUGGACCUUCUCCUGGACCACCCUCGUGUCCACCACCUGGUCUAAACUACAGUGGCACCUCAUGUUAUAAUUGGGGUCCAUCACUGUCAACAACCCAGCUACCUCAGCCUGGUGUACCACCCCCAGGACCCACAAGAGGUGUUGGCUCAGAUAUACAUCAGCAAUCAUGGCCAGGCUCAAGUUGGGAUGAUGAUAGAGCCAUAACUCAUAGAUCACUCGCCGAAGAGCAUUCUUCUAGAUCUGGCUUAGAUAGAGGUUUGACAUCAACAAUAAGUAACUACAGGGACAGUGGUCAUGGGAGAGAACGUAACCCACCUUCUCGGGGUCAGGAGCGAUCGUGCCAUUCUUCAUCAAGAUUAUAUGAAAGGGACAGAGGAAGCUUAGAUCCUAGGUAUAAAGAUGAUCGUGGUUAUCCUGAUGAUGGGUGGAGAGAAAGGAGUAGCAGUCAUGGGAAACCCUCAAGGAGUCCCUCAGAUUAUUCUCCCAGAAGAAGGGAGUCCAGGAGAUGCUCUCCACCUCGCAGAUCAUCAAAGGAUUGUCAUGAUAGAUUUGAAGGAGACCGAGGAAGUAUGGAGUCAAGGUUUAAAGAUCAUGUCCACCCUGACAAAUAUUCUGGUGAUGGGUGGCGAGAGAGAAGCCAUUCUCGUAGGAAAUAUUCCAGGAGUCCUCCAGAUUUUACAUCGAGAAGAGGGGAGCCUCGGCAGUACUCGCCACAGCACAGACCAAUAAAGGACUCUCGUGAUAGAUAUAAUCGUGAUCGAAGCUGUAAAGAUCCUAGAAGUCCUGCUAGACCUUCAAGUUCCUCACAGACACGGUCUCCUGAAAGGAAAAGGUGGCAUGGUUCAAGAAGCCCAGAUCGUCACCGUUCCAGAAGCCCUGAGCGCGUGGGUAUCGGGAAAAAACGAGAAAAAGGCUUGCUUGAUAAUAAGGAGAAGCAGGAACCAAAAAAACUUCAAGUUUUGAUAGAGGAAGAACAACAGGAAUUGGCUGGUGAGGAAGCAGCAGAAGAUGAAGAAGUAAAACCAGCAUGGAUACGAUCAGCUCCAGCCGACCUUUAUUACCAGCGAGAUGAUAAAAACCCUCUAGUCAUGCGAGCAACAAAAAAAUUAAUGUUAUUAUGUGAAAAUAUGGAAGAUAAAUUAACAAAGAGAGGCAUUAGGAUUAGAGAAGACAAAAAGAAGCAGAGAGCAGAAAAAGAGCGUGCACAGCAACAGCAGCAAUCUGUGGCUUCCAGAAUUAGUUGCAUCAAUGUAACGACUGACGUUAAUACAGAUGAAGUAAUUGCAGUUGAAGCAGUAGAUGAGACUAUUGAAAAUGAUUCUAAAAUCAAUGACAGUAAAGAAGAGAGUGAAGUGCAGAAGAGCAGCUGUGAGAGAGAUGAUAAAGAAGCUAGUGUGCAGUGUGAUGGCGAGUCAGAACUGUGUUCGGAGAAAAGGGAGGAAGAUGGAGGGCUCGCCAACCAUAAUGAAGAGAUGCAUAGUGAAAGCACAUGUGAUAAAGGGCCAUUAGAGACAGCGACUGAGUGCACACGCAAACAUAAGCACAAGAAGAAGUACAAGUUGAAUGGUCAGUGUAGCAAUACAGAAAAUUGUGACAGUAGCAGCAGCAGCAAUGGUAGUGAUAGCAACAGUAGCUCAAGUAGCGACGAGGAUGAGGAGGACGAAAUAGACAGAAUUUCCAAAGAACUUGAGAAGAAACGUAGCCAUCCAGACCGUUUACACCCGGAGUUAUGGUUCAAUGAUCCUGGAGAGAUGAAUGAUGGGCCUUUGUGUCGGUGCUCCUUAAAGGCUCAGCGAUCUGGAAUUCGUCAUGGAUAUUAUGUUGGUGAAGGUCAUUUACCUCUGUGUGAUGCUUGGACUAAUAAUGCAGAUCAUCUUCACCAUUAUCUGAUCACUAUAUCUCCACCAACAAACUUCCUAAUUAAGACUCCAACUGUGAUUUUGCAUGAUGGCCACGAGUUCAUUUUUGAAGGAUUUUCCUUACUGUCACAUCACCCACUAGAAGAGGUGCCAACAUGCAGGGUUAUUCGCUUCAAUAUUGAAUACACCAUUCUAUAUAUACAAGAAAAAAUUCCUGACAACUUUUGUAUCCAGGAACUUAAUAUAUUCUAUUCAUAUCUAUUCCUUGAACUCUUGGAACUUGUUGACUUAAAUCUCAAUGCCAUGGGUGAUGCAGAUGGUUGCCCAAGAUUCCAUUUUAUGCCGAGAUUUGUGAGAAAACUUGAAGAUAAUGGCAAGGAAAUUUUAUCAAUGAACGAAGUAUUGAGCUUCCUUUUAAAGAGUAGUGGUCCUUUGAUACAACCUGAAGACUUAGCACAACUUCUUAGCAUGUCUCAAUACCAGUGGCAGAAUUAUGCAGAUAAUCUUAAAGGUAUGGUAGUGACAAGUCCAGGCAUGAAGCCCUGCAGCAUUCGAGUGGAUCAAUUGGAUCGUGACCAAGUUAGCGAAGAAACUAUUAAUUAUCCUGUUAUUGUCCACUUUGGCAUCCGUCCCCCUCAGUUGUCAUAUGCCGGUAAUCCAGAGUAUCAAAAAGCGUGGAGAGAGUACGUCAAGUUUCGGCACUUGCUAGCUAACAUGCCGAAGCCAUCAUUUGAGGACAAAAGACGACUAGAAGCAAAAGAAAACAGAUUACAAGAGAUGCGAAUGACAUCCAAAAUGAAGAGAGAUGUGACCAUCGCUGUCUCUUCUCAAGGGUUUUACCGAACAGGGAUAAUGUGUGAUGUUGUUCAGCAUGCCAUGUUGCUACCCGUUCUGGUAUGUCACUUGAGAUUCCAUCAGUCUCUUGAAGUGCUGGAAGAACGCAUUCGCUAUAAAUUUCAAACUAGGUUCCUACUGCAGCUGGCUCUUACUCACCCAUCAUACAGGGAAAACUUUGGAACUAAUCCAGACCAUGCCAGGAAUUCCCUCACAAAUUGUGGCAUUCGUCAGCCAGAAUAUGGAGAUAGGCGAAUUCACUACAUGAAUACUCGUAAAAGAGGCAUUAACACACUCAUAAACAUCAUGUCAAGAUUUGGCCGAAACCUUGAGACGGAGAGCAAAAUCACACACAAUGAACGCUUGGAAUUCCUUGGAGAUGCAGUUGUAGAGUUUCUGACCUCGAUUCAUCUCUUCCACUUAUUCCCUAGUCUGGAAGAAGGUGGAUUAGCAACAUACAGGGCAGCCAUUGUGCAGAAUCAGCAUCUGGCAGUGUUGGCAGAGAAGCUGGGCUUGGAUCAGUUUAUGCUGUAUGCACAUGGUUCUGACCUCUGUCAUGACUUCGAGCUCCGACAUGCUAUGGCUAACUGCUUUGAAGCCCUGAUGGGUGCAAUCUUCUUGGACUCUGAUAUUGAGGAGGCAGACAAAGUAUUAAGCUCUACACUAUUUAAAGAUGAAGAUGUACUGCACAGCAUCUGGGUUAACUAUCCACCUCAUCCCAUUCAAGAACAAGAGCCAGAAGGUGAUCGCAAGUGGAUUAAGGCUUUUCCAAUCCUCACUAAACUUGUCAAGUUUGAAGAGUCCAUAGGUGUGCAGUUCAAACAUAUUCGACUGUUGGCUCGUGCCUUCACGGACCGAAGCAUUGGAUUCAAUAACCUUACCUUGGGAUCUAAUCAAAGAUUGGAAUUCCUUGGUGAUACUGUUCUGCAACUUGUAUCAUCAGAGUAUCUCUACAGAUAUUUUCCAGAGCAUCAUGAAGGUCAUCUGUCGUUGCUGAGGUCAUCAUUGGUCAAUAACCGCACUCAGGCUGUUGUUUGUGAUGACCUUGGAAUGACAACUUAUGCAAUGUACUCGCAUUUGAAAACGGAACUCAAGACUAAGGAUCGUGCAGAUCUGCUAGAAGCAUUUUUAGGGGCCCUCUAUAUUGAUAGGGGCUUGGAGCAUUGUCGCACAUUCUGCCAGGUAUGCUUUUUUCCACGUCUUCACCAGUUUAUUAUGAACCAAGACUGGAAUGAUCCCAAAAGCAAGUUGCAACAGUGUUGCCUUACACUCCGUACCAUGGAUGGUGGCGAGCCUGACAUUCCCAUAUACAAGGUAAUUGAGUGCAAGGGCCCUACAAAUACUAGAGUAUACACCGUUGCAGUUUACUUUCGUGGUCGCCGUCUAGCCAAAGCGUCUGGGCAUUCCAUACAGCAAGCAGAGAUGAAUGCUGCCCGUGAGGCACUCAUGAACUCAAAAGAAUUGUUCCCACAGCUGGAUCACCAACGCAGAGUAAUUGAAAAAAGUGUCAAGAUUCAAGGUGUAAACAAAUCUGAAUCGCCUUAUAAUGAAAGAGACUAUAAUAAAGACAAGGACCGAGAAAGAGAAAGAAAUAGAGGAUCUCGAAAAGAUGAUGAAAGACGAGGAGAGAGGGAGAGACCCAGAGAAAGGGAAAAACUUGUGGAAGAUAGAGAAUUAGAGAGAAGCAGGAGCAGUGAAAGAAACAGGACAGUGCGAGAGAAAGAUUCGUCCAAUGUAGAUAGGAAUAAACAGGUCAAAGGAUGGGAGAAAGAUAAAUUAGGUAGUGAUAGAGAAAAAUUUGCAGGUGAAAAGGAACGAUUUAUUGGAGAAAAGAGCAAGUCAAACGUAGACAGAGAGAGAGUUGGAGACUCUAAACGCUAUAAGCUGGAUGGAGAUGAAGAAAGAAGAUAUAAAUUGGAGGCAGAUAAGGUGUAUAAUAACAAAUUUCCAUUGAAUGAUCAAAAGUCCAGAGGGCAUGUAAAGUAUCCUUCAAGAGAAGGGGAAGAGAUGGAUAGACAUAGAGAUAAGUAUAAAGGAUAUAAUAAAAAUCGCUAUAAUUAACGUACGAAUUUGGCAUCGAAUUUGAAGGGCAGUCACAGUCCUAGAAUUGAUUAUAGCAGAAAACAUAGUUGGUCAGCUAGAUAAAUAUCGAUUUAAACAGCUCAUAAAAGUAGUUACUUACAUUAAAGUUAUAAUUAAAGCAGAGCAAAUAUUAUCUUUUAUAUAAUGCAAAACUUAAAUAUUUUUAAUGUUGCCCAUUUUCUAUUAACUAUGAAUUGAGAAAUACUUUUAAUAACCUUAUUAAUUACACACAGGGGGCCUGUGGCUGAGUGGACAGUGCUCUGUACUCAUAAUCCUAGGGGGUCCGUGUUCAAUCCCUGGCAAUGGCAGAAACAAAUGGGCAGUUUUUCAGUAAAUAGGUACCUGGUAGUUAGACGGCUGUUAUGAGCUGCUUCCUGGGGUACGGGGGGGGGGGGGGGGAAUGAUGGAUUGACAGUUGAGAGGUGGGCCAGAAAGAGCAGAGCUCAACCCCUGCAAGUACAACUAGGUGAAUACUUGUACAUUGAACUUUAAAAUUUGUAUUUUAAACAAAAGCCAUAAUUUUUUGUCCCUAGCAAUGACAAUUGGCUGUGCAUUGAGCAUGUAAAUGAACAGUAUUUAUCAAUCGACCCAAUUUCAGGGAGGGCUGCCUCACUAGUUACCCAAGCUGAGUGCUGGUGCAGUCAGAUGCUUCAGAUGCAUCUUAGAUGCUUCAUCCUCCAAGACCCAUCCUUGCCUACUGGCAGUCAGGACCAAAAUUUAGUUUUCUCCAAGAUGAGAGCUUGGGGGAAUCGGAGAUUGAUCCAAACCCAAGAAACGCCCACUAGGCUUCAUAAGUACAACAAUAGGAGCCAUUGCUUAAAGAAAAUUUGCUACCCAAGGGUAGCAAAACCAAUAAUCAUUGUGGGGUAAACACCCUAACUGAUGUUUCCAACUGCCACCAAAUGACAACCCACCCAGGACUCCAGCCAGCUUACUCAGUUCUGUUCCCUUUGUUAGUCAGAUUGUGAGAGGUGGAGCCGGCUGGUUGGUAUCACAGAUAUGGAUUCUUGGCUGCAUCGUGGUUUGCCUUGUCACCCCUGGGUACCAAAUUUUCUUAAAACCAUUGCUCAUUUUAUUGUAAUUCUUUCUGAUUUCUCAUUUUUGGGUUGAUUUCUUGCCUUGGUGUGCCAGAUUCUGGUCUUGGUUUUAGGCGAGAGUGGAGUCUCGAGAGGCUUGGUGCAUCUUAGUUAUAACUACACCAGCACUCGGCUUCGGGAGUGACUUGAUUUCAUCUAGCUUACUUCAGAACUAUUGUCACCAGUCUCUGAAAUAAAUCACAGUACAGUAUAUACAGUAUCUGUAUAUACUAACUACCUAUUUGUAGCUAUAGGAAGAGAAUUAUAUGCAUGAUGUCCUUUUUUUAUGAUAAAUUAUUUUAAAAAUU